AUGAAUGUCGAAGUGUGUAAAAGGUUCAAGAAUGUAUGGACGAAUUUUCCCGAUGAAUUGAGUAAUGGAAAAUAUCAAUUUAAUGAUAUUAAUUUUUUCAAAGAGUAUUGUAUUAAUAAUUGUAGUAGUUAUAUUAAUAAAAUAAAUGCUGGAUGCUUAUAUUUGUUUGAUGAAUUUUUUAAGAAUUCUUCUGCCUUUGAGUCUGUUGCAAAAAGUAACAUCAAUAUUGUUGAAUACAUUAUGAUAUGGUUAAGUUAUAUGUUAAAUCUAAAGGAUAAUCCAGGAAUAACGUAUAUAAAUGAAUUUUAUGAUGAUUUUAUAAAUGAUAAUAAGUAUAAAAAUUCUAUAGACGGUGUUGAUGCUUAUAAUAGUUAUGAUGAUCUUAUAAAUAAAAAAAAAUUGAUGAAAACGAAUAUUAAAGAUAUAUCUAAAUUUUAUAAUGCAUUUAAAUUAUUAUGUGAAAUGUAUACUGAAUUUGAUGGAAACACGUCAAAUUGCAAAAAAUGUUCGGGAAAAGCUAAUCAAUUUGUUGAAAAAUAUAAAGAAUUUAAUGGAAAUUCUAGUAUUACUGGAAACAGUUCAUAUAGUCAAAUAUUGACUACUUUAUCAACCGAUUAUGAUAAUUUAAAAAAUAAAUGUAACAAUAUUUCAUCCUUUCCAACGAUAACAACAAAAUUUUCUGUACAAAGAUCUGAAGUUACAUCAACUUCGUCGAUAGAAAGCACAUUAAUUCCGGUUUUAUCGAUAUUUGGUGCAAUAGCAAUUUUUUUGGGAAUUUCUUAUAAAUAUUCGUUAUUUGGAUUUCGGAAACGGGAUCAAAAACAAUAUUUAAGAGAAAAGCUGAAAAAAUAA
Messenger RNA from Plasmodium yoelii, 852 nucleotides. Its product is annotated as PIR protein. The record is from RefSeq and is a predicted model, not a curated record. Lineage: Eukaryota; Apicomplexa; Aconoidasida; Haemosporida; Plasmodiidae. Bases 1 to 852 code for a protein of 283 amino acids. The transcript has 3 exons.